Molecule: messenger RNA, 4227 nt
Organism: Lytechinus pictus (painted urchin)
Lineage: Eukaryota; Metazoa; Echinodermata; Echinoidea; Temnopleuroida; Toxopneustidae
Product: copine-8-like
Exons: 18
Coding region: 823-2514 (563 amino acids)
Biological process (GO): cellular response to calcium ion
Cellular component (GO): plasma membrane
Molecular function (GO): calcium-dependent phospholipid binding
Source: RefSeq, a predicted model, not a curated record
AAUGUUUACCGUGAAUGACCCAAGCCAAAAAAGGUGAGGAAAGGCUGCCAAAUAUUGAUAAUCAAUUUGGUAGUAGAUCCACCGCUGCAUAUGUUCCAUUUGCAAAAUUGAUAGCUGUCAAUGUUUUCUACAAGGUGUAAAAUAUGUUUUGAAACCAGGACUGUCGUCAUAUUAACAAUUUGUCGAAGUUUGUCGACGACUCGGCCCGGCGGUGUCGCUUUGCUCUGACUACCCCAACGUGGAAGUGAACGAAUGGGACUUAGAAUAAAGGAUCCCUGUCUCUGUGCGUUGUUGGCGUUUUUACGACAGUUUUGAAACUUGAGCUGAGUGGUUUUUAGAGGUAAGACAUUCAGAUUUUGAUAUUGCAGUAUGAUUUAAGAUGUCUGAUCUUACAUCCGAGGGAAACGUUCAAUAAAUAUCCCAUGAUUCCAAUCAAUCCAGGGCAGGAGUCAGGCAGAAAAUUUGGAAUGGAAGAUUUAUCGGAGUUAUAAAUAGCAAAUGAGUCAUGUAUGGAAAUCAACAAUAUUGCACGUUGCAUGCAGGAUCAGGAUGCAUUUGGAUGUGAGGCUAGUUCAGUGGAUUGGCAUUUCAACUUGGUAGCUACUCCUGUACUGAUCUUUGUAUGAAGCCUUUUUAAACCAAAGCCAAAGAUAUUUAGUAAGAAGGUAGGACUGAGCUGCUGAUUCUACCCUCUCUGCAGUCUAAGCCAAGAGUAUCUUAAUUUGACUGUGUAUCAACAACGGGACUCUACCCUCUCUGCAGUCUAAGCCAAGAGUAUCUUAAUUUGACUGUGUAUCAACAACGGGACACACGAAUCGGGACAUGGCUAACGUGGGAGACGCUAAUUUCAUGAUGAUGGACCCAGAACAGAGUAUUCCUGCCACAAAGGUCGAGUUGACAGUUUCUGCGAGGAAAAUACUUGACCUUGAUGUAAUCACCCAAUCUGAUCCUGUAUGUGUCCUCUUCAUGAAAGCUCUUGGAUCAAACGAAUAUCGAGAGUAUGGCCGUUCAGAAGUGAUCAUGAAUACUCUAAACCCUGACUUUGUCAAGAAGUUCACCAUGGAUUAUUUCUUUGAAGAGGUUCAACACCUGAAGUUUGAAUUGUACGAUGUUGACUCUAAGAGCCAUGAUCUAAAGAAACAUGACUUUUUAGGAAAGAUGGAGUGUACUAUGGGAGAGAUAAUGGGAAGUGGUGGAAGACUUACCAGACCUCUCAAAGGACCAAGGAAAGAUUGUGGGAAGAUCAUUGUUCGAGGAGAGGAGAUGAGUCAAUGUAGGGACCUGAUGACUCUUCAUUUCAAAGGAGAACAUCUAGACAAGAAAGAUGUGUUUGGAAAGUCUGAUCCAUUUCUUCUAUUCUAUCGCUCAAAUGAGGAUGGAACAUUCACUGUCUGUCACAAGACUGAAGUGAUUAAGAAGACGUUAGACCCGGUAUGGAAGCCAUUCAGUGUCAUGCUAAGAUCUUUUUGUAACGGUGACUAUGAUAGAACACUCAAGGUGGAAUGCUAUGACUGGGACAGAGAUGGAGGACAUGAUCUCAUUGGAGUCUUUGAGACCACUGUAAGAGAACUAUCAAGGGGACCAGGCCAUUCUAAUGUAUACCAUCUCAUUCAUCCUAAGAAGCAGAAGAAGAAGAAAAACUACAAGAACUCAGGUCUGAUCUUCCUAACAGCGGCCAAAAUUGAGCCUCAAUUCACCUUCCUUGAUUACAUUCAAGGAGGAUGCCAGCUAAACUUCACUGUUGCCAUUGACUUCACCGCCUCUAAUGGGGACCCUCGGACACCUAACUCCUUGCAUUACAUGAACCCUUAUCAACCAAAUCAUUACCUGAGAGCAUUGCGAGCAGUAGGGACAGUCAUACAAGAUUAUGAUGCUGAUAAACUCUUCCCUGCCUUGGGUUUUGGGGCUAGAUUGCCUCCUGCUGGUGUUGUAUCCCAUGAAUUCUUCCUGAAUGGCAGUCAGGACAACCCAUAUUGUGCUGGGAUUGAGGGAGUAAUAGAUGCGUACCAGAAAGCAUUACAUACGGUUCAACUCUAUGGUCCUACCAACUUUGCACCAAUCAUCAAUCAUGUUGCAAGAUUUGCUGCUGCUAAAAGAGAUGGCUCAGAAUACUUCAUUCUUCUCGUCAUUACUGAUGGUAUCAUCACAGAUAUGGAGAAAACAAAACAAGCUAUUGUCAACGCUGCUACACUACCCUUGUCUAUUAUCAUUGUUGGAGUCGGAAAAGAGGACUUUUCAAAAAUGGAGGAGUUGGAUGGUGAUGAUGUAAGAUUAUCAUUCCAAGGAAGACAAGCCGCAAGGGAUAUUGUACAGUUUGUUCCCUUCCGUGACUUUGAGAACUCGGACAACAUUGUAAUGAGCCAGGCUCAACUUGCCAAGGAAGUCCUGGCUGAGAUUCCAGACCAGCUUGUCUCCUACAUGAAAUCAGCAAAGAUCCAUCCAAAGCCUCGAAGGGCAUCAAUUGCUUCCACCAUGUCAUCUGUCUCUGCAUCAGCGCCCCAACAUGGGUAUUGAGGAAACUUAAGGGAAAAUAAUCAUCUUGAGGUGAUGACUUUGGAAGAUUGAUGAAGUCUUGGUCGAGAUUAAUUCAUACUGUUAUGGCAAAUACCAUGCUUCUAGUUUGAAUUGGAUUGGUGAUAUGUAACCACGGAAGUUGACCAGAAGCAGAGCGACUGAAGAUUAGCAGAGGUAUGGUCUCAGAUGUGAAUCAUGUAAGAGAGAGAUUGGAGUUCCACAAGGAAAGUUUUUUCACCUGUUGUGUUUUGUAUGCCAUCAAGGCAUUUAUGCAAAUAUCACUGAUUAUGUGAAAAAGGAUAAGUCACAGUGGGCUAGGAGUGCUGUACAAGACCAUGUUAGUGUAAUUUUAAUAUCAAUGUUAUUUAGAGCACAAUAAUUGGUCUGUCUUUCAGUUGGAAUGUUACAAUUUUGUUAAUUUCAAGUUCUGUUGGACUUACAAUGUGAUGAUUAAUUACCUUUGCCAAGUUAUGUAUUCAUCAUUUGUAUUAUCGUUCUUAUAGUUAUAAGUAAUAUGGGGAAGGUGAAAAUAACAGUAAUUAAAUGAUAAGAAUUUAAUGGAAGAAAUCAGAGAGGCUGACAUUAUGAAUAGUAUUGAAGGAUUAAGUAUAUGCUAAUUAUAAUGAAAAAUGCAUAUAAUCCAUGUAGUGCAUGCUGUUUUCUAUAGGCAUUUUUAGUACUCAUGAUGUAGACAUAUUGUAUAGUUUUUAUGUAAAUAAACUAAAUAUAUUUUGAUGUUGUGGAGGGGAUACUGUAUAAUAUCUGUUGAGCAUUUUCUUUUUUACUUGCAGCAUUAUUCCUGAGAACAACAAACUGUCAAAUGUGCGCAUAAAAAAAUUGUGUGACAGCUUUAGAGGGUGGGAUUUCUUAACUAUCUCUGACUUUCAUUAUUAACUGCUUUUUCCGAUUUCCAUUUAUCAGAAAAAAGAAGAUUCUAUGCUGACCAGGCAUAUACAUGUAGCCUAUGAAAGCAUUCCAAUCAUUCACUGGUUGUGAAAUAUUCAAAUGAAUUUGUGUUCAAGUUUACAUUUCCUUCUACCACUUGGGCAAGAGUCCAUAACCUGCAAGACACAGACCUACACUGGGCUUCAGCUGAUUUGCUCUCAUUUACUUCUGAUUUUUUGUUUUAUUUCUAGAAAGUUUUUUGCUUUCCAAAAUUGUUUACUUUAUGUUAAAGCCUUAGAUCGAUUUACAUUUCCUUGAUCAAAUGAUGUAUCUUUCAUAUUUUUGAUGUGCCUUUAUACAGUAUGUUUAAAUAAAAUGUUUACACUUAGAAAUAAUCCUGUAAACUUAUAUAUUAGUAAUAUCCUGAAGCUUUUCCACAUUUACACAUUGGUACAGAUAUCUUUAGAGCAAAUGACGAUAUAAAUUGAAAAAUCUUUCCGCUUGAGUGAGCACCGCCUACUUCUUGAAAAGUUUAUGGAAAAUGAUUUGCGCAGAACUUUUAAAUAGAUAUGAAUAAAAGUAUAUGUCAAUCACAAAAAAAAACUGAAAUUCUAUUUAGGAAAACUGAUUUACCUUUUUAGCGUGUUUCCUUGCCCAAAACACUUCAUUGAGGGCAAUUUCACCCCCCUCCCUCCCCACACACUGAGGCCAUCGUGAUGACAUCUGCUUUACACGGAGCAGUGAUUCAUAUGAAAUGGCUUAGGCUUGAUUUUCCUUCUGUUUAUCAUUGUCAGCUUGGGAAAAGUGUGGAGGAACAAGUAUCAAAUU